Messenger RNA from Lucilia cuprina (Australian sheep blowfly), 396 nucleotides. RefSeq lists its product as uncharacterized. Lineage: Eukaryota; Metazoa; Arthropoda; Insecta; Diptera; Calliphoridae. The transcript is spliced from 3 exons. The coding region runs from base 1 to 396 and encodes 131 amino acids. The record is from RefSeq and is a predicted model, not a curated record.
AUGGUGCAACGUGGUGUGGCAGCUUUAGAUAUAUAUGUCAAACUCUUUCAAAUACCAGUAACAAAUGUAACGGUGACCUCGGGUUUGUACAAAAAAGCCAAUGGUUUUCGACCAUUUUUGUACAACACUACCACAAACUUUUGUGAGUUUAUGAAAAAUAAAAGAAAAUAUCCUUUUUUCAAUAUAAUUGUGGAUAUGUUUAACAAAGAUUCGAAUAUAAAUCACAGUUGUCCUUAUAAUCAUGACAUUAUUUUGCGUAAUGUAAUUUUAAAGGAUUCCAUGUUUAAACAUUUGCCACUGCCGGGAGGUGAAUAUAUGAUCAAUAUGACGGUAUACGCCUAUAACGAUCCGAAGGUUGUUGUAAAUGCUUAUUUUCAACAGUUGGAAAGCAUGUAA